AUGGCAUCGAAGGCUCGAUCUGUGGGUAGUUAUGUAACCAUUUAUGUAUUACUGUGGAUUGCACGUGAUGAUAUUUACACAGCAGGUUGGUUUGGCUCUGGAUCAACCACAAAAGAGAAUGACUUCCUGGACAAAGGACAUGCGUUAGAAGCUGCUGGACGGUUUGUGGAUGCUCUAGAACAGUAUAAACAAGCGCUUGAGGAAAAUCCAUCCAAUCACAUGUCACAGUUCAGAUGUGGAAUGGUUUGCAAAGACUUGGGUUUUUCCAAAAAAGCAUUGAAGUUUUUAGGCAAAGCAUUUGAGUUACAACCAGAUUUUACUGAAGCUAUAGCGGAGAGGGGAAGUGUAUAUCUAAACCUUGGAGAUUUGAUUUCAGCAAAAGAUGACUUCAACUUGGUUCUGCGAAGGGAACCAUCCAACAGAGAGGCAUCUCUAAGAAUCCAGCAAAUUAAGAACCUAAAACAGGAUAUAUCAUUUGCUAAACUGCUGUUCAUGCAGAAAGACUACUUAGGUUGUAGGGAGGCAUUGGAUAAAAUCCUAGAGCUAUGCCCGUGGGAUGUGAUAUUGAGAGAGAUACGAGCGGAGUGUUAUCUAUCUGAAAGCAAAUAUGGAAAAGCUAUGGCAGAUAUCCGGGCAACUCUUCUACACCGUGGUCUUAAGGCACCAGCUUACCUCAAGCUCAGCAUGAUUGCAUAUGAUAUUGGGGAUACAGAAAACUCACUUGUACAUAUCCGAGAAUGCCUGAAGCUAGAUCCUGAUCACACUGAGUGUGAUGCCCUCUACAAGAAAGUGAAGACCAUGGUUAAAUUGAUGGGGGCUGGUGAUAAAUACAAAAAUGAAAUGCAGAAUUUACAAUGUAUAAAAAGAGCACAAAAGAUGCUUCAGACAGAAUCCACUGUACAGUAUUACAUCAUGAAGGCCAACUCUUUCCUGUGUCACUGUCAUCUUCCAACUGACCUGAUGACUGCCUUCAUGGCGUGUGAUUCUGUCUUAGAUGUAAACCCUGAUAAUCUUCAAGCCAGAAUAGGUAGAGCAGACAUAUCUAUGGAUAUUGUGAAUGAAAAACUAAAUCAAGCGGUUGAUGAUUAUCUGUAUGUCAAAUCAAGAAUGGGGGAUAAUAGUCAUGUGGUAGAUGGAUUAAAGAAGGCCAAGGAAUUGGUGAAAAUAUCUGAGAAGAGGGAUUAUUACAGAAUCUUAGAUUUAGAUAGAUUUGCAAGCUACGAAGAUGUGUUAAAAGCUUAUAAAACGUUUGCAAUGGUAUGGCACCCAGAUAGAUAUAAAGGUGACGAUAAGGUGAAGGCACAGAAAAUGUUUAUCGAUAUAACUGCUGCUAAAGAUGUUUUAACGGAUCGAAAUAAACGGGCAGUAUUCGACAGAGGAGAGGAUCCGUUAGCUCAUUGGUAGAAUUACAAAACAUAUCAGUAAAGCUGUGAUGUUGAUGAUCUUGGUAGAUUUUUAAAAAAGUGAUAUUUCCUUGUCACGAAAGGUUGUCUGAUUGCUUGUUUGCUAGUUUUUGUCACAUGAUAAUUUGAUGUUUACGUGUAGUACCUGGUGGCUACUUCACUGAACAACAUACAGGAGACCUCUCCAAUGUCAUCCAGAGCAAUUAUGGCAAAGAGUUUUGCCCAAAGACACAACCAUGAAGUACAGACCGUUUCAUUACUCAGCUUACUGUAAAACACAAACUGUCAUGGGUAGGGAGCAAUGAACCACACCCCCUGGAUCUUAAUCUGAUCUUCUAAUAGUGAAGGAAAAGGGGGUCGGUGUGACACAACCUUUGUUUGUCCUUUAUAGAUAUUCCAACCUCUUGUUUCUGCAAAAAACAUUCAAAUUGUUAUCAACAGAGUGACAGGUAACCAUUACAGGGAAGUGGGAUUUAUUGUUAGAGUUCAUACAGUGUAUUAUACGGUCAAAAUAUACUUUUUUUUUCAUUGUUCAGAAUAGCACAAUUAAGUAUGUCAUUAUCAAAAAAAAAAAAUUCAAACAGAUUUAUCUUAGAGCGAUGAUUUAUGACAUAAAGUGGAUGCAUAUCAUAAAUGUAAGUAUUACAUCAGAAAUCCUAGAGUUUAAAUCAACUCGGUAUCAAACCUUGAGAAUUAAUGCAUAAGGUGAUUCUAAUCUUUAAACAAGACACUUGUCAUUACUAUUAUAUGUAAUGCAGCACAGAUAUCUAUGAUAUCAAUGCUAUUUCUUUGUUAUUUUAUUUGCAUUACUGUUAAAUGAGGAGAUUGUCUCUUUUUAUCAUAUAUAUUUGUAAUGAUGUGCAUUUUCAUUUUAUUUAUUUAUUUAUUCAUUUUUGACAUUUUUUUUUGUACAUUAGAUAACCACAUAGUACAUUGGAGUAUAAAUAUACAUGCAUUUGCAUUUCUUACUUGUAAGGUACAAGUUCUACCUGAAUUUAUUGAUGUAUCUGCAUAUCAGUACAUAUCAAUGAACAUGCAUGAUCAAAGUUAUCGUAAAUGUAUAGUGGAUCUGUCCUAGUUAUACUCUUAAGUUUCGAUCAAAAGUGUACAUUUCUUUAUCCAAAAUAGUUAUGUCAUGGUCAUAUUUAAAUUUCUAAACCCUUGAUUAGUCAUGCCGUCAACAGGCAUUUGUUUUUUAUCAAUAUGUUGAAAGGCUGUAUGUACAUUUCAAUAAUGUGGCCCCAUACACGUACCAUUUGGACAAAUGUAGUAGAGCAUGUAUGUUGAACUUUGUUAUUUCGAAGUCGGUGGGACCGCUGAAAAAUUUCUAGUUAUUUGAUUUAAGCGAGAACAAAUUUUUUUGAAAAGUUUGGCCGUGACAUCUGAAAUACUUUGAAUGAAACAGGGUCUUCAACUUAUACAAGUCCAAGAUAAAUAGGUUCAGCCGUACAUUGUUUCGUUGAGUUUAUUCACCUACAACAGCAUAGUUAGUAAUUGUAGUUUGUUUAAUUGGAUUUAAGUCUACAUUUAUGGAGGUAUACUACUUGUAUACAUAAAGUCUCACAUGUAACUGACUUUUCCUUUGGUGAUGCCAGCAUUUGUACAAGACUCAGCAUUUUUCAAUAAUCACAGGUCUUAUCAUCACCAACCUUUAUAUAUAGUGAUACAUAAUCAUUGACAUCCCGGCACAUGGUUUCAUGAAGGAUUAUCGUCUAUACUUGAUGUUUAUCAUCAAAGUAAUGUCAACGCUUUCUGUUCAGCUCAUAUUGAGCUGAGGAAGUGCUGUUAUAACCACACUGGGUAUGUAUUUAUAUCAAGACAUGGCUUUCCCAACCAGUAUUUCAGAGUCUGAUUUUUACCUACAGUUAACAUGUUACUUACUGCUAUAUAUAGUAACAACCUACUUUGUGUGUGAGAGUUGUGUAUUUCUUUUAUCCAGUAAUCAGUAUAGGUAUAAAUGCAUUAAAGAUCAAAGACAGAUCAAAAUUAGAAAUAUUUAUAAAAUGUUAUUUUGUCAGUCACUGAUUUAUUCAUUUCUAGUAAAUGUCUAAAGUUUGUACAUAUUGUUGUAUUCACAUUAUUAAUUGAGAAGUACAGCAGUGUCUGACUUAAUAAUCAUUGUGUAUGUAACACACCAUUGAAUACUUACAACAUUGUUAAUUAGUUUAGUUUAGUUUAUUACCAGUGCAGGAUCUUUACGAUCCUCUAUACCGGUCUCAGUGAUGCAAUGAUAAUGAUUAUAAUUAUUGUCAUUUGAGACGUCAGAUCCAGGAACUACAAAAUUUCUUACUUAUAAUUAUAUACCAGUUCUUGAUUUGCCCAGUGUUGAUCUAAUCUGUUUUUGAACGAGUUAACUGUUGGUGCCAAUACAAUAUACUCCGGAAGAUUGUUCCAUAUUUUGACCACACGCAAAGCAAAAGAAUGUUUCCUGAUGUCAAGUUUACAGUGCUGCAUGUAAAGUUUUUUGGAGUGACCCCUUGCCCGCUGAAUUUAAACUUUGUCAAUCCACAAUUUAAGGAAACCAGCAGCGUUACUAUCACAAAAACUGUUCGCAACUUUGAAGACAUAUCCCCACGAAUCCCCCUGAAUGCCAAUGUUGGUAAUUUUAGGCAUUUCAGUCAGUUCCAUAAAUCCUGAUAAUUGUUUUGUUGCUCUCCAUGGCACUGCCUCAAUCAUAUCUAUAUGUUUGACUCUAUAUGGAUGCCAUACAGUAAUAGAAUGUUCCAGAUGAACCCUAACUAUUGUUUUGAAUCUCCCAGUUUAAGAAUAUGGGAAUAACGUUCCUUAGAUAUGCCUUGUAAAAAGGUUCGUAACUGAUCGUUAUUCUCACUUGAUCCGCUGUUCGAUCUAUACACAAGACAUACUAACAUCUCAUCUGUACUAUUUAAAGUUAUGGUUACGCUGAGAUAUUCCUCAAAGAAAGAGUUAAAAGCCACCUCCUUACAAGUUAGAUAGUUACUAAUAUGUAACAUAAGGCCCCUUUCGGUAGGAGAAUCCAAAUUUUUAGAAAACAGAACAAUUGUUCCCGAUAUUACAUUCAGAUUCGAACAGCUUAUUUGCGAAGUUAAUGUAUUCAUUGAAGUGAUAGUGUUACAAUACCACUGUGUAAAUGUAUUCAUUGAAGUGAUAAUGUUACAAUACCACUGUGUAAGUGUAUUCAUUGAAGUGAUAAUGUUUGUUACAAUACCACUGUGUAAAUGUAUUCAUUGAAGUGAUAAUGUUACAAUACCACUGUGUAAAUGUAUUCAUUGAAGAGAUAAUGUUUGCUACAAUACCACUGUGUAAAUGUAUUCAUUGAAGAGAUAAUGUUUGUUACAAUACCACUGUGUAAAUGUAUUUAUUGAAGUGAUAGUGUUACAAUACCACUGUGUAAAUGUAUUCAUUGAAGAGAUAAUGUUUGUUACAAUACCACUGUGUAAAUGUAUUUAUUGAAGUGAUAGUGUUACAAUACCACUGUGUAAAUGUAUUCAUUGAAGAGAUAAUGUUUGUUACAACCACCACUGUGUAAAUGUAUUCAUUGAAGAGAUAAUGUUUGCUACAGCCAACACUGUGUAAAUGUAUUUAUUGAAGAGAUAAUGUUUGUUACAACCA
Messenger RNA from Ylistrum balloti, 4994 nucleotides. Its product is annotated as dnaJ homolog subfamily C member 3-like. Gene Ontology annotation, molecular function: misfolded protein binding; protein-folding chaperone binding. The transcript has 11 exons. The record is from RefSeq and is a predicted model, not a curated record. Gene Ontology annotation, cellular component: endoplasmic reticulum. Gene Ontology annotation, biological process: protein folding in endoplasmic reticulum. Lineage: Eukaryota; Metazoa; Mollusca; Bivalvia; Pectinida; Pectinidae. Bases 1 to 1404 code for a protein of 467 amino acids.